Molecule: messenger RNA, 1211 nt
Organism: Tachysurus vachellii
Lineage: Eukaryota; Metazoa; Chordata; Actinopteri; Siluriformes; Bagridae
Gene: nudt15
Product: nudix (nucleoside diphosphate linked moiety X)-type motif 15
Exons: 3
Coding region: 605-1096 (163 amino acids)
Biological process (GO): dGTP catabolic process
Cellular component (GO): cytosol
Molecular function (GO): 8-oxo-7,8-dihydrodeoxyguanosine triphosphate pyrophosphatase activity
Source: RefSeq, a predicted model, not a curated record
UAACUCACCCGCAGCAAGAUGUAGCACGGCUUCAGGAAGUGGUAUUGUAGAUGAGAGAGAGAGAGAGAGAGAGAGAGAGAGAGAGACAGACAGACAGAGAGACAGAUAGAGAGAGACAAAGACAGACAGAGAGAGAGAGAGACAGACAGACAGACAGAGAGACAGAGAUAGACAGACAGAGAGAGAGAGGGAGACAGAGACAGACAGACAGAGAGAGAGAUAGAGAGAGACAAAGACAGACAGAGAGAGAGACAGAGAGAGAGAGAGACAGACAGACAGAGAGAGACAGAUAGACAGAGAGAGAGGGAGACAGAGACAGACAGACAGAGAGAGAGAUAGAGAGAGACAAAGACAGAGAGAGAGACAGAGAGAGAGACAGAGAGAGACAGAUAGACAGAGAGAGAGGGAGACAGAGACAGACAGACAGAGAGAGAGAUAGAUAGAUAGACAAAGACAGACAGAGAGAGAGACAGACAGACAGAGAGACAGAGAUAGACAGAGAGAGAGACAGAUAGACAGAGAGAGAGGGAGACAGAGACAGACAGACAGAGAGAGAGAGGGAGGGAGUGAUUUAAUAAACACAAUACUUCUCAGCUUGACUAAGAUGGCACAGGUUCCGCAGGCUUACACCCCAAAGCGGCCUGGUGUGGGCAUUGCGGUUCUGGUCACUGAUGCCACCCACCCAGGAUGUGUGAUUCUAGGACAGAGGAAGAGCUUGGUGGGAAAAGGGUUGUACCAGUUACCAGGGGGUCACAUUGAAUUCGGCGAGACCUGGGAGGAGUGUGCACGCAGAGAGGUGAUGGAGGAGGCCGGCAUUCGGUUAAAAGACCUCCGGUUCGCCUCCGUGGUGAACACCAUCAGGCUUGAUGAAAACUAUCACUACAUUACACUCUUCAUGCAGGGAGAAAUCGAUAAAGACUUUACAACAUCUGAGCCAGUAAACAUGGAGCCUGAGAAAAACGAGGGUUGGUCAUGGAGAGCCUGGGACGACUUUCCCCCUGAGGAGCAGCUGUUCUUUGCCCUGGCCAGUCUGAGACAGCAGGGUUUCAAUCCUUUCAGCAAGAAUUCACACAGUCAACGAACCCUUUGUGAAUGACUCUCCAUCUCGUUGCUCUAACAUUAGACCUGAGAUGAUACCUGCAUGGCAGAUAUGGCUUUGAGAUAUAAAAUUUCAUUAUUCAGUAUUAAUAAACAUAUUUUCAGUUUAACUA